Messenger RNA from Bombus huntii, 2742 nucleotides. RefSeq lists its product as uncharacterized. Gene Ontology annotation, molecular function: DNA binding. Gene Ontology annotation, biological process: nucleosome assembly. The transcript has 3 exons. The record is from RefSeq and is a predicted model, not a curated record. The annotation marks the transcript as partial. Gene Ontology annotation, cellular component: nucleosome. Lineage: Eukaryota; Metazoa; Arthropoda; Insecta; Hymenoptera; Apidae.
AUUGAAUGUCAAAGUAUUUUGUGUAGAUUAAAUCGUCUUCGGCGAUCCAUAGCAGCAAAUGCUACAAUGGCAGCGCAAAAAUCUCCAAAAAUCGAGGCCCAGGUCGUAGAAGCAAUUCGUAGGCUGCAGGCCAUUCAAGGAUCAACUCCACAGGAAAUCAGUAAUUACAUUGCUCAAGAAUAUAAUAUUCCUGGCUCUGAGAUUAGGCGUCACGUUCAACUUGCCCUCAGGCGUGGCGUGACUUAUGGUAUUCUUCAGCGUUUGAAGGGCGGAUGCUACACGUACAAUCACGACUACAUGUACAAUCAAUGCAUGAACAGCGGCGACGCCACUGCUGUCGACAUUCGUUGCAGACGAAAAAGACGAUCUAGCCGGAGAAGAAGCUCGAGGAGACACGGUAGAAGGAGGUACAAGAGUCGUGGAUCUCGACGUAGAUCCCGUAGAAGGAGAUCGCGAGGAAGACGAAGAAAAUCGUCGAGGAGACGAAGGCGGAGGGAAGAAUUUCCAAAGGAAAUCGACGCGCUAAAGAUGACCACCGUGACCAAACAAUCGUCGAAAAGCAGCAACCUCUUACCGAAGGAUGGUCCACGAAGCAAUCAUUCUACCAUCUCUGGAAACUCCGAAGAGAAGCAAGAGUAACCAUCCAAACGGAUAUCCUUCGCUUUUACGAUCGACUCGAGAAGCAAAGAUUGACUCAAGAACAAGAAUACAGAUUUUCCUCGAGGCACUCGAAAUUUACAUAUUAAGGAAAAACAAAGAGGACGAGAUUGAAAGAAAUUCUAAGAAGACCGACCGCCAGUCAUGGAUAUACAUACGUUUUGAUAAAUGUUUUAUUUUAUCGUUAUUCUACCUUUCCUCUUUUCUAAUCUGUUGUAUUUGUACCUGUGCUUUUACUGUUUUGGAAUAAUUCUUUUUCUAAAAAUCUAUCUCUGCCGCGAGUAACAUGUAACACAUUCCGAACACCUUAGAGAUCACAAUACAUUGAAAAUAUUUGAAAAAUCGUGCACUGUUCCGGAAAUACCGAAUCACAGGCGAAUCUUCAAUUUCCAAAAAUCACGUUAUGUCACCUAAAUACACGAUAUGCCGGCUAAAAAUAAAUGUACGAAAUACUCACACGAGAAGAACGUCAUAAGGACGUCAUUGGAAAGAAUAAAACAUUAUCAGGGCCUUCUCGCACAAUAAUUUUCAAACCAGUAACAUCGUUAUUAAUCUUAAUGAAUGGACAAUUUUUUGCGUCGAUUUCUACGUCAAAUAGAACAAUUACGUAAAUAAAUUGUCAUCCUUAGAAUUUACUUCCAAAACUUCCUCUCAACAAAGUAACGCAAGAUACUAAUCAUUUAUUUAUACUAAUUAUUUGUGACUCUAAUUUCCCUAAUAUUGUCAAUUCAAUCGUACAACAGGGUCCAGGUAAUAAUUUCAUUCUUUUCUUCAUAAGUUCUCGUUAUUGAAAUGUAUGAAUUUUAGUAUUGAAAAUGCCGGAAAAACGUGCUGCGUUAAAAGCAGUGGCCGUUUCUCAGCAAUGACGGCCCUGUCCACGGCCUUGUUGGCUAAUGAUAGUCUUGCUAAUGAUGCGUUCGCACACGCACACGCACACGUGUAGUCGUGACGCGUGACUAUUUCACCCAGCAGCUCUAUGGCUAGGCACCGUUCAGCCCAGAAACACUUUGACAAUAAAUCUAUACACAAUAUCCUGUGUGACGAUUAAAUAAUGCCGGCCAAACUGCAAACAUCAGGCGCAACCUUAUUUACGUUGGAGAGAGUUUAAACGCGCGAGUCGUUUGCUUCAACGUUAAACGUUUUUCGCUAUUUAACAUUAUAUUUAUUACGAUGUUUUAUGCUAAUGGUAUCAACAGCGAAAAGUUAUUUGAAUUGCAGAUCCUUGUAUCCUGUACGAACAGUUAAAGGUGGAAAGUGAAAAUUGCAGUGUUCUAUAACACGCGAAUUUCCUACGUUCGAACGGAACGAACACGAGAAACGUGUUGCUCAUUCAUUCGUUGGGAAAUUAAAUCGAGCGCGUGGAUCCGCUGGCCAAGAAGUUAAGUACCUUUUGUUCGAUGCAGGAUCUCGUGAAGCGUUCACGGUAUGAAAUUUAAUUGCCAGUAAAUCACGAACCAGUCGAUAGUCAUUUCUACCGAGUAACAGUUUUAAACUUUCGGUUACGUUAUACCCACGAGCAAGUGUAUCUGUCUGGUUCGAAACGAACGACGGUGUUCUUUAACUCCUUUGUUUAUUUAGAAACUAUUUGGAGCAUGCUAUUGCACUGAGUAACUUGCAAAGAUCAUAAAAAAUUCUUCUGAAACUGAUCGAACUGAUAAACAAGGAAGGCCAAUUAAGCCUUAAUUAAUUUCUACAGCCAAGAAAUAGGGCAGGCGGGACAGCCAGCUACGCUCGUUAAGGCCCAGAACCGAAGACGACGCGUCGCGAGUUCGAAUCCUCGGCAUGGAGUAUUUCGAAAAGAGGACGGAAAAAUCAAAAUUUCUCUUAAAAGUAAUAUACUACAGGCAAGCGGCCAGCCCCUUCCUUGCGUGUGUUGUGGGUGUACUUUCUGGGAGUGUGCUCGUUUAAAGGUGCUUGGUGUUAAGCACACAGGGGCCUGACAAUCAACUCGCACUAGUCUACCGUUCCGUCCGUGGGUGGAGGUUUUAGCCGGUAAGAAUCCGGCACUACCCCCUUGCCUACCUGCACAAGGGUGGUAAGGUGUCUAUGAAGAUUUCCUCCACGUAAAAAAAAAAAAAAAGAAAA